This is a messenger RNA of Malurus melanocephalus (red-backed fairy wren), 3364 nucleotides long. It is a transcript of the gene TMEM37, whose product is annotated as transmembrane protein 37. Gene Ontology annotation, molecular function: calcium channel activity; voltage-gated monoatomic ion channel activity. Bases 83 to 676 code for a protein of 197 amino acids. Gene Ontology annotation, cellular component: membrane. NCBI's taxonomy places the organism in Eukaryota, Metazoa, Chordata, Aves, Passeriformes, Maluridae. The transcript has 2 exons. The record is from RefSeq and is a predicted model, not a curated record.
GCGGGGUGGCUGCUCUCCGCCCUCCGGGGAGAUAAAGAGCGGCGACCGCAGCCCGCCCGCGUCUCUCGGCGCUGCCGGCAGCAUGACGGCCAUCGGGGCGCAGGCGCAGCAGCUGCUGGCGCACCAGAGACCACGGAAAUCCUUCUUUGAGACGCUCAUCAGGAGCCUGAUCAUCCUGUGCGUGGCCAUAGCCGUGGUCCUGUCGUCCAUCUCCAUCUGCGACGGCCGCUGGCUCUUUGCGAGGGGGCAGCUCUUUGGACUGUGGCACUUCUGCACCCUUAGCAAUGACAGCGUCCUGAAGUGUGUCACCAACCUCAGCCUGGCRCAGGUGGAGGGGCUGAGCGUGGGGAUGAUUCCCAUCAGGAGCAUGGUGUCCUUUGCUGUUGUGGUUGCCAUMUUUGGCCUGGAGCUGCUGAUGGUGUCCCAAGUCUGCGACGAUGCCAAUGCAAGGCGGAAAUGGACAAUGGGUUCCGUUCUCAUCCUUGUCUCCUUUCUGCUGUCGGCCACUGGUGUUCUGAGCUUCUCCAUCCUCGUGAAGGAUCACCUCACCUUCACAGGCUUCACGCUGACAUACUGGUGCGAGUUCAUUUCUGCCUUCCUCUUCUUCCUUAACGGCAUCAGUGGACUUCACAUCAACAGCCUCACACACCUCAGGAGCCGGGUAGGCAAAAUCUAGGCACAAAGGAUGUACCUCUGCCUUUGUGUAAUCAGCUUUGCCAAUUAGACUGGAAAAAAAGAGUCUAAUGAAGUUUGAAAAGUUCGCCCUGUGUUAAUUUGUGUGCAAGGAGGGGAAGCAUGAGUCAGUCUUGAUGCCUGUAGAAGAUAUAUCCACCCACUGGUCAGCAAGGAGGGCUGUGCAACACCAGCAAAGCCAAGACUGGGACUGGCUGCUGCUGCAAUGUGGUUUUCUGGAGAAGUGGAUUAAAGCUGGGGGUGUCCUGUUAACCGUGGAGAGGUUUGGAAGACUGCAGUCCAUCACAYACGUUCUGAGGCUUGCAUGACACCUGUACUACUGUGGGUUUGGUGUUGCUUUUCCCCAUAUUCCAGAGCCUGUGAAGCAUGUAACACAACUUCGGURUGUCUCAUGGGAUUGUUCUGGCUCAGGGACACAUGAUUUCUGCCUGGCCAUGCUCACUGUUGUGGAGUAUUGAAAAGCUUCACUGGAUCUUAUUCUUCCRUUUUUCUUUCAAAAGAGAAGCCACACAGAACUUGAUCUGGUCACAGGUUUUGUUUCCUUCUGGCACAUUCCYUUUAUCUGUUCUUUCCUCAGUUUUUUGGGUGGUGCUGACCUGGGGCUGGGGGUAGGUGUUGGGUGAUGUACAGGAGUACAGGGAAGGGAAGGGCUGUGAUGCUUUCCUCAGGCAGCAGUGWUUGUCCCUGUGCUUGUGGCCUUGCCCCAAUGUCACCACUCUCCUGCCACCCCUGAAGGACAUGGGCCAACUGAUCAACCAAACUGGCUCUCCCACAACCCUUGCAAAGUUUAUGGUAACAGGGCAUUGUUCUUGGUUUUUUCCUUUGUUUUUUUAGGGCARGAGGGACAAGCUCUGCAGAGGGCUCAUGAGGUGUGGUGGCUGGGCAUGCAGAGACCACCAUAGCUUCUGGGAUGUGUUUCAGUUAUCACRGUUUCCACUGGGACAGUGGGAAAUCCGCUUGCCCGCCAGCUGGGAGUCUCCUGUAGCGUUUCUGACAGGAGGAGAAAGCCCUGGAUCCUCCUUACCAGAAUAGGUCCUUUUCUUCCCCCGACUAACAAUGAGCCUGGGAGGAGAAGCAGCCCGUGAUUGCCUAAGGAGGGGCUGAUGGGUGCAGCUUUAAUCUAUCACUGCUGGUAGAAAUACUGAGAGACCUGGCCAAAAUCAUUGUACUGAGGCUGGUCUUCCUUCUGCUAAUACCUGAGUCAAGAUCUCUAAAAUUGCUACAGCUUUGAAGUUCUCCAUGGUGUCUGACACAAAGGGGAGAGGACCUAAGUUUGUAGAGUAGAUUGCACUACAUGUGUUCUCCCUCUCCAACACUCGGUUGCCCACAGUUAAAAAUGUCUUCGGAGUAUUUCAGGGUUUCUGGUUUACUGUAUGCUUUGUAUUCACUGGUAAAGCUGCUUAUAUCUUUGUUUUAGAACAAAUGUUUCUAUAUGUUUCACCCCUGUACCUUGUCUGUUGAACAAAGGUUUAAUUUCCUGUGCAACAAGUUUGACACAGUUUUUCACCUGAAACAAAAGCAUCAUAGCACAAAGGCCAAGAAGCCUGCAUAGGUGAGCCAUGGGUAAACAGCUYUGUCAUUGAAAGUUAAGAAUCUUAAGCCGUGCCUGAGCUGAAUGUGCCACACUUUGAUGAAUGUGCUCCUGUGGACUCGCUURCCUCCAUGAGUGCAGUCCCAUUCCUUCUUGGACUUCUGUAACUCCUUAAGACAACACUCCUAAUCCUGUUUUGCAGUGCAGGUUCAGACUUGGCUUGCUCUGGACGGUGCCCGUUGUACUUUUGCACAUCAAUCUGCUCAUCUUUCUGCCAAGAUGGCUCAGAGCUGUGUUCCCCAGACAGCUCCUGAAGCUCUUUUGAUUUUUGGGGCUUUUUUGGGGUUUCUUGGCCCAGUGACAAGGACUUGUGCCCUUAACUUGCCUCUAGAAAGCUGCACUGUGACUCUGUCUGCUUGUGACGGUGCUUUUGAUUUGCUGCACAGCACUGUUGAAGACAUGGUGGUACCUGAACUUGCAGAUGCUUGUGUGAGCUACUGCUGUUGGCUUUAGCAGAGCCAUUUAGGCCAGAGGCACCCUGCAAGGUCUGGUCCCAAAUGUUGCUCUUUGGUAUUACCAGUAGUAACCUAACUAAGGCAUGAUUCAGUUGUGGUGCCCAUGCCAGGCAGGACAGUUCCCCUACACGUAAGGGUGUCUAUGGCUUGUCUGGAAACAUGGAUGUGAUGCUCUGGUGACACCCAGGCUUGGAAAUCAAUUCUGUGUGUACAUUUGCUCCUGCUAGUGAGAGGCUGUGUCUCCAUCCCUUUCCUUGGAAGGCAGCCACGGCCAGAUCGGGUUCCAGGCUGGUGCUCCCGCUCGGGUUAGAGGGAGGCAGUGGACAAUUGGCCAUUGAGUUCACCCUAGACGUGGUGCAAUUGUGAAUGAUUUUAGGAUGCCCUUUGCUAGCURAAGAAGAGGCCUUUUGUUGGGGGUAGGGAAUCCUCUGGGGAAAAUAGAGUAACUUCUUUUUCCAACUAGUUUUGUAUAGUACUGCUCAACUUAAUUAUGCUGGGAGAAAAUGCAUUUUGAUAGCUAAACAUUACAAAACAGAGUUGAUUUUCUUGGAGACAUCCUUAUAUAGAGMAACCUGUGCAGCUGUGGGUCACUGUUCAUUUUCUGAAGCAUGUGGAARUGUCAAUA